Molecule: messenger RNA, 1800 nt
Organism: Daphnia magna
Lineage: Eukaryota; Metazoa; Arthropoda; Branchiopoda; Diplostraca; Daphniidae
Product: chitotriosidase-1
Exons: 7
Coding region: 83-1465 (460 amino acids)
Biological process (GO): chitin catabolic process; carbohydrate metabolic process
Cellular component (GO): extracellular region
Molecular function (GO): chitin binding; chitinase activity
Source: RefSeq, a predicted model, not a curated record
AAAUUAUAACCAUUCUUAACUAGGUAAAGAAAACACAUUCAUAUUUUUUACUAUCAAUAGGGCACACAGCAAACCGGUGACAAUGAAGAUAGUCGCCAUUUUGGCAUUUUCGUUGGUGGUUGCCUUAGCUAACGCUCAAGGAAACUACAAGAAAGUCUGUUACUUUGCCAACUGGGCAUACUACCGCAACACAACUGGACAGUACGGAGUGGAUAAGCUUGAUGCCUUUGAGUGCACUCACUUGAUCUAUGGCUUUGCCGUUCUUAACAAUGUCACCUACGAAAUGACAGUUUACGAUUCUUGGGUGGACAUCAGUCUUGGUGGCUAUCAAAAGUUCACCGCUUUAAAGGCGCAAAAUCCUAACCUCAAGACACUGAUCGCACUCGGUGGCUGGAAUGAUUCGGCAUUUUCUACCCAGUAUUCAGAACUAGUGUCUGAUCCCGUUAAAAUGGCCAAUUUCGUGACAAAAGCUCUUGCUUUUGUUCGUCAGUACAAUUUUGACGGUCUCGAUUUCGAUUGGGAAUAUCCUGGAGAUCCGGGUAAACCUGAAGAUAAAGAGAACUUCAUUACGCUUUUGACGAUGCUUCGUGACGCUUUCAAGCCCUACAAUUUACUGCUAACUAUGGCUCCAUCGUGCAGUAUCGUCCGCGCCGAAGUCAGCUAUAAUAUCCCAGCUCUUGCGGAAGUCGUUGAUUUCGUGAAUUUCAUGGCAUAUGAUAUCCACGGUGCGUGGGAAACUGAAACCGACCAUCACGCCCCACUUUACCGCCGAAGCUUUGACGAUACUGUCAGCGACCAGAUUGUAUCCGAAUCAGUAGACUUCUGGUUGGCCCAGGGUAUGCCCGCUGAGAAGUUGAUUUUCGGUGUACCUAGCUAUGGUCGAUCCUACACUCUGGCUGACGUAAGCCAAACGGGACUGUUGGCCCCAGCUAUUGACGCUGGUGCUCCAGGGCCAUACACCGGCCUGAAGGGCUUCUAUUCCUUUUAUGAAAUCUGUUUGAUGGAACAAAGUGGCAUGACAGUAGUUACAGAUCCUACUGGCAAAAUGGGCGCUUAUGGCUAUAAAGGCAAUACGUGGGUGUCAUGGGAUGAGAUUGACAUGCUCAUCAGGAAAGUCCAAUACGCUAUGGAUAAAGGACUUGGUGGUAUCAUGUUCUGGGAACUCAGCUUAGAUGACUUCAACGGCUACUGCAAUUUGGGUCCAAGGCCUUUUUCCAAAACCAUUACCGCAACGCUGGAGGGACGCCCACCGCCCACUUCGGAUCCGUCGGGAACAACGGCAGCACCACCAGGCUCUUUAACUUGUGGAAGUGAAGGGGCUUACUACGCUGACCCUGCCGAUUGCAACAAAUACUACCGAUGCGUCAACGGAAAUAUCGUCACUAUGUACUGCCAAACUGGCCUUGUCUUCAACCCAUCGAUUAAUCAAUGUGACUGGCCUUACAACGUACCUAGCUGCGCUUAGAUGGUUAUCCAUAUCUCUUCAUCCGAAUUCCCAAUUUUCAAAAUCGAAAUGGAGUCGGACAAACUAAGCCUUCCUCCAUUAUUAAAAUUCGAUUCAUGAAAGUGCAAUUGCUAUAGCAAAACACAAUCAACUACAGCAGCUAGAAAAAUUAUACCAUUAUGAAAGCAUUUCUCUUUUCUCUUUUCUUGUAUACAUUGAUUAUUAUCAGAACUGGUAAUGUUAAUUCGUGUGAAUCCGCAUUCUAAUUAUCUUGUUUUCAUGGCAAAGUCACAUUUAACUGAUUGUAUAGUCUAACUGACGAUCUAAUGCUGAUAAAUGAACAGGUUAUUAUUGAA